This is a messenger RNA of Gastrolobium bilobum, 1481 nucleotides long. Its product is annotated as protein phosphatase 2C 57. The record is from RefSeq and is a predicted model, not a curated record. NCBI's taxonomy places the organism in Eukaryota, Viridiplantae, Streptophyta, Magnoliopsida, Fabales, Fabaceae. Gene Ontology annotation, molecular function: cation binding; protein serine/threonine phosphatase activity. Gene Ontology annotation, biological process: protein dephosphorylation.
AUUGCUACAACUAAAUCCUUGCAGAGAAUCUCAUCCCAUCAAAGAAUCCAAUCCGUUAAAGCAGUUAAAGGCUUCUAUUAACUCACUUAUCUAUCCUUCCACCAAAACUAAACUCACCACAACAACAACUCUCUCAGCUUCACAUUCCCUUCACUUCUAGGCCUUAACUGAGUAGCUGAUGGCCUUGUCAAGUCCACAAAUACAAAGGUUCCUCUUAAGCAAGCUCCAUAGCCGCUCCACCUUCAAGAACACUCAGAGAAACAUCUUUACCAUCACGAGCAGAAGCCAGUGCUGCUCUGCCAUAACCAUUGAUGCCCCAUCAUCUUUGGCUGAGGUGCCUUGUAUAAGAUGGGGAUCCAUAGCUUUGCAGGGUCUCCGCGAAGAGAUGGAAGAUGAUAUUAUUGUUCGACCUGAUGGACUUGAAGGCUUCUCUUUUGCAGCUGUUUUUGAUGGGCAUGGAGGGUUUUCUUCUGUUCAGUUCCUCAGGGAUGAGUUAUACAAGGAGUGUCUUGAAACUUUACAAGGUGGGCUACUAUUAGUUGAGAAAGAUUUCAAAGCCAUUCAAGAAGCAUUACAGGAAGCAUUUGUCAAAGCUGACACGAGGUUGUUAAAAUGGCUUGAAAUGAAUGGAGAGGAGGAUGAAUCAGGUGCUACAGCUACUACGGUGUUCAUAGGAGAUGAUAAACUACUCAUUUCACAUAUUGGUGACUCAUCUGUGGUUCUAUGCAGAUCUGGAAAAGCAGAAGUGCUGACAAGUCCACACCGACCAUAUGGGAGCAACAAGGCUUCUCUUCAAGAAAUCAAAAGAAUCAGAGAAGCAGGUGGAUGGAUUGUCAAUGGUAGAAUUUGUGGAGACAUUGCUGUAUCUCGUGCAUUUGGGGACAUUCGAUUCAAAACAAAGAAGAAUGAGAUGCUGCAAAAAGGAGUUCAGGAAGGAAGAUGGACAGAAAAGUUUAUUUCUCGUGUACAGCUCAACAAUGACUUGGUUGUUGCAUGCCCUGAUAUUUAUCAAGUUGCUCUUGGCUCAGACACAGAAUUUAUAGUAUUAGCAUCUGAUGGCUUAUGGGAUUACAUGAGCAGCUCAGAAGCAGUUUCUUUUGUGAGGGAUCAACUACGACAACAUGGAAACAUUCAGCUAGCUUGUGAAGCUCUUGCACAAGCCGCAUUGGACCGACGUACACAGGAUAAUGUCAGCAUUAUAAUUGCCGAUUUAGGGCGGACAGAUUGGAAGAAUGUGCCACUGCAGCAACAAAAUAUUAUAUUUGAGCUGGUCCAAGCCGUUGCCACUAUGGGAAUUGUGUCUAUUGGAAUCUUUUUCAUCACAGCUUUCUUUAUAGAUUAAACAAAUGCCAGUAAUGUAUAUAUUAUAGACAGACUUACAUCUUAGAAUCUACUUUGGUUUAGGGCACUAAGGACUUGUUAAUUUUUUUUUGAAGGGUUCAUUUUAUACUGUGAUUCUAUAAUUCAGUUAUUGUUUUGCA